AUGCCACCAAAACGCAAGGCAGCAUCCGUGUCGUCAUCGUCCAGCGCAAAGCGACGACGAGCAAGUUCAACCCUCUCUCCACCUGAGCUCGAGCCCGAGACCCAACCCGAGCCCGUCCCCCGCGUCGCGGGGUUCGACGACUAUCGCAUCAACCUCACCAAAGGCGAUGUCUUGUACAUUCCCAAUUUCGUCUCCGAGUCCGAGUCGCAAGGGUGGUAUGAAGCCCUAGCCGCGUUACCGACAUGGCAUCACCCCACGCUACGGGUAUACAACCGGGACCACGAGAUACCCAAGGAGCGAAGGGUUAAGACUGGUCGUAUUAGCUUGACCUUUCGACAGAUUGAGUAG
Cutaneotrichosporon cavernicola is the source of this 348-nucleotide messenger RNA. RefSeq lists its product as uncharacterized. Lineage: Eukaryota; Fungi; Basidiomycota; Tremellomycetes; Trichosporonales; Trichosporonaceae. The record is from RefSeq and is a predicted model, not a curated record. Bases 1 to 348 code for a protein of 115 amino acids. The transcript has 4 exons.